Messenger RNA from Entelurus aequoreus (snake pipefish), 5267 nucleotides. It is a transcript of the gene muc3a, whose product is annotated as mucin 3A, cell surface associated. Lineage: Eukaryota; Metazoa; Chordata; Actinopteri; Syngnathiformes; Syngnathidae. The transcript has 13 exons. Bases 1 to 4695 code for a protein of 1564 amino acids. The record is from RefSeq and is a predicted model, not a curated record.
AUGGCGGCAUCUUCAUACAUCCUCAUCAUAGCUGCUCUUGUUGUCGGCCUGUGUUCUGCAAAUGGACCUUAUCUUGCUGAGACUGCUGGUGUUCCACACACCCCCUAUCUAGCAGGUAGAGAAACACCCGAAGUUGGUAAAACGACAGGACUCCCUGAAACAACUGAUGAGAUCGACAAACGAACCACAGAGAACCCAGAGUUCACGUCAUCACCGCCAAUUACUGAGGAAAACACCUCUGAUCCUGCUGAGACCACAAAUCUCCUAGAAACCACCAAUCCAGUGAAUAUAGUAACAACUGAAGUUAGUGAGACUACUAAAGAAACCACAAAUCCAGAAAGUACAUUAACACCUGAGGUUGGUGAGACUACUAAACUACCUGAAACUACUGCUGAGAUUAACACAGAAACCACAGAGAACCCAGAGAUCACGUCACUACCGCAAACUACUGAGGCAAACACUUCUGAUCCUGCUGAGACCACCAAUGUCCCAGAAACCACCAAUCCAGAAAAUACUUUGACACCUGACGUUGCUGAAACUACUAAACUACCUGAAACUACUGCUGAGAUUAACACAGGAACUCCAGAGAACCCAGAGACCACGUCACUACCCCAAACCACUGAGGCAAACACUUCUGAUCCUGCUGAGACAACCAAUGUCCCAGAAACCACCAAUCCAGAAAGUACAUUGACACCUGAUGUUGGUGAAACUACUAGACUACCUGAAACUACUGCUGAGAUUAACACAGGAACUCCAGAGAACCCAGAGACCACAUCACUACCCCAAACUACUGAGGCAAACACUUCUGAUCCUGCUGAGACCACCAAUGUCCCAGAAACCACCAAUCCAGAAAGUACAUUGACACCUGAGGUUGGUGAAACUACUAGACUACCUGAAACUACUGCUGAGAUCAACACAGGAACUCCAGAGAACCCAGAGACCACGUCACUACCCCAAACUACCGAGGCAAACACUUCUGAUCCGGCUGAGACCACCAAUGUCCCAGAAACCACCAAUCCAGAAAGUACAUUGACACCCGAGGUUGGUGAAACUACUAGACUACCUGAAACUACUGCUGAGAUUAACACAGGAACCCCAGAGAACCCAGAGACCACGUCACUACCGCAAACUACUGAGGCAAACACUUCUGAUCCUGCUGAGACCACUAAUGUCCCAGAAACCACCAAUCCAGAAAGUACAUUGACACCUGAUGUUGGUGAAACUACAAGACUACCGGAAACUACUGCUGAGAUUAACACAGGAACCCCAGAGAACCCAGAGACCACGUCACUACCGCAAACUGCUGAGGCAAACACUUUUGAUCCUGCUGAGACCACCAAUGUCCCAGAAACUACCAAUCCAGAAAGUACAUUGACACCUGAGGUUGGUGAAACUACUAAACUACCUGAAACUACUGCUGAGAGUAACACAGGAACUCCAGAGAACCCAGAGACCACGUCACUACCCCAAACUACUGAGGCAAACACUUCUGAUCCUGCUGAGACCACCAAUGUCCCAGAAACCACCAAUCCAGAAAGUACAUUGACACCCGAGGUUGGUGAAACUACUAGACUACCUGAAACUACUGCUGAGAUUAACACAGGAACCCCAGAAACCACGUCACUACCGCAAACUACUGAGGCAAACACUUCUGAUCCUGCUGAGACCACCAAUGUCCCAGAAACCACCAAUCCAGAAAGUACAUUGACACCUGAGGUUGGUGAAACUACUAGACUACCGGAAACUACUGCUGAGAUCAACACAGGAACCCCAGAGAACCCAGAGACCACGUCACUACCGCAAACUACUGAGGCAAACACUUUUGAUCCUGCUGAGACCACCAAUGUCCCAGAAACUACCAAUCCAGAAAGUACAUUGACACCUGAGGUUGGUGAAACUACUAAACUACCUGAAACUACUGCUGAGAGUAACACAGGAACUCCAGAGAACCCAGAGACCACGUCACUACCCCAAACUACUGAGGCAAACACUUCUGAUCCUGCUGAGACCACCAAUGUCCCAGAAACCACCAAUCCAGAAAGUACAUUGACACCCGAGGUUGGUGAAACUACUAGACUACCUGAAACUACUGCUGAGAUUAACACAGGAACCCCAGAAACCACGUCACUACCGCAAACUACUGAGGCAAACACUUCUGAUCCUGCUGAGACCACCAAUGUCCCAGAAACCACCAAUCCAGAAAGUACAUUGACACCUGAGGUUGGUGAAACUACUAGACUACCGGAAACUACUGCUGAGAUCAACACAGGAACCCCAGAGAACCCAGAAACCACGUCACUACCGCAAACUACUGAGGCAAACACUUCUGAUCCUGCUGAGACUACUAAUGUCCCAGAAACCACCAAUCCAGAAAGUACAUUGACACCUGAGGUUGGUGAGACUACUACACUACCGGAAACUACUGCUGAGAUCAACACAGGAACCCCAGAGAACCCAGAGACCACGUCACUACCGCAAACUACUGAGGCAAACACUUUUGAUCCUGCUGAGACCACCAAUGUCCCAGAAACUACCAAUCCAGAAAGUACAUUGACACCUGAGGUUGGUGAAACUACUAAACUACCUGAAACUACUGCUGAGAGUAACACAGGAACUCCAGAGAACCCAGAGACCACGUCACUACCCCAAACUACUGAGGCAAACACUUCUGAUCCUGCUGAGACCACCAAUGUCCCAGAAACCACCAAUCCAGAAAGUACAUUGACACCCGAGGUUGGUGAAACUACUAGACUACCUGAAACUACUGCUGAGAUUAACACAGGAACCCCAGAAACCACGUCACUACCGCAAACUACCGAGGCAAACACUUCUGAUCCUGCUGAGACCACCAAUGUCCCAGAAACCACCAAUCCAGAAAGUACAUUGACACCUGAGGUUGGUGAAACUACUAGACUACCUGAAACUACUGCUGAGAUCAACACAGGAACCCCAGAGAACCCAGAAACCACGUCACUACCGCAAACUACUGAGGCAAACACUUCUGAUCCUGCUGAGACUACUAAUGUCCCAGAAACCACCAAUCCAGAAAGUACAUUGACACCUGAGGUUGGUGAGACUACUACACUACCGGAAUCUACUGCUGAGAUCAACACAGGAACCCCAGAGAACCCAGGAACCACGUCACUACCGCAAACUACUGAGGCAAACACUUCUGAUCCUGCUGAGACCACUAAUGUCCCAGAAACCACCAAUCCAGAAAGUACAUUGACACCUGAGGUUGGUGAGACUACUAGACUACCGGAAACUACUGCUGAGAUCAACACAGGAACCCCAGAGAACCCAGAGACCACGUCACUACUGCAGACUACUGAGGCAAACACUUCUGAUCCUGCUGAGACCACCAUUGUCCCAGAAACCACCAAUCCCACAAAGCCACAAACCACAGAGGAGCCAACAGCAACUAUUGAACCCAUUCAUUGCCAGAACGGUGGAACUCCCAUAGGAAGUGGCUGCAGUUGUCCGAGUGGGUUUGAUGGAAAGUUUUGUGAAACGGUUAAAACCAUCACGGCAGAUCUCCUCGACAGAACGGUUGAGGUCAACGUAGUGAUCGAUGAUGACUACAAUGACAAGUAUGACAAUGUGACCUCCAAUGAAUACAAAGCAUUUGUCAGGAACUUUACAGACAAGAUGGAAGACUUUUACAAAGAAAAAAACCUAGAAAACUUUAAAGAAGUUGUGGUAACGAAAGUGAGCCGAUUAUCCACCAAGCAUUUUUCGAGACGAUCAGCCUCCGAUGUGGCAAAGGUGAGAUUAGCAGCUGACGGACUGGCUAUUCACAGAGUUACACCAACAACAAAAGGCGUCAGUGUACUGCAUGAUGUAGUGGUGCUGGUCCCAAACAACGGCAGCAAUGACGAGACAUACAACACGCGCGUGGCAGAGGUUACUCAGAUUGCUCAGGGGCUGGUUAACUGCACGCAAAGUUGUCCUUUCAACAUCACAAAGACGCCCACGGUGGAUAAAACAAAAUUGAAUUUUGACACGUAUUGCAGCUCUAUCUUAAAAGAUCCAGACUUAGCUGAGCACUACAUUGCUAAGGAGAUCAACAACAAGAUUAUGUGUCUCACCAAAUGCAACGUCGAACAUCCGGAUCAUAAAAAAUGUUUUAACAGAGGAACGUGCAAAGUUUUCAGGAAUGCCGGAGCUGUUUGCGAGUGUCCUGAUUUGACGUCCAUUUGGUACUUGAACACCGACUGCCGUAUGCCAAUCCAAACAACAGCCUUCUACGCCGGUUUGACUGUCACUCUGGCGUGCCUCCUAGCGACUGUGGUGGGCUUGACUAUGUAUUUGUCCAUCAACAAGCAAAGGAAAAAAGACAUUAAAAAGAAGCAGGUAAACAAGUGGUUCAACGAGGAUUUGGAGUGGUCUCGAUCUGACAAACUCUCAACGGGCACCUACAAUGCUGGACACAUCAACCCAUCGUUCCAGUAUGAGGCCCCAACUGUUAACAGAAACCAUCCUACGCACCCAACUCGACAGCACGCUGACUACAGAGAGUCCGUCCCAGCUAUAAGCAUGUACAGGCUGGAUGCAGCUUCCCACCUACCAGACACCGAAUUGUACCACAACAGAUACCCCCACUCUGUUGGACAUGACCAUACCAAUGGAUACCAUCACUCCAGUCAACCGAUGAGAAUCCACAGACCUCAGAUCAGGACAUCCUGGGACGCCUGACGAUGAACGCCUUAUUCUAUUUGAAGCUGCGUCACAAAAAAGCACCUUACUGAAUUUUAUUUGUCAGCCAGUGAUGAUCAAUUCCUAAAAGUCUUGCUCCUCAAAAACAACUCGCUUCUUCUUCAUCAUUGUUAACUAACAUAAUUUAUUUUAUAAAAAUAAGUGCAAUAUAUGAAAUUGUGUUUAUUUUUAUAUCUCUCAUGUUUUAAUGUCCCAUUAUCCCAUUUUAAAUGCUUUUUCUAUAUACGGGUGGCUGAUACGUCAAUUUCUGGUAGCGAUCUGAUUCCAAAUAAAUACAGAGUCAGCAUUGCCGAUACCAAUACUUAUACUAUUUUUUAUUUAAAAUGUUUCAUGAGAAUUCAAUGAUUUGUCUUUAAUUUGUUGAUCAUGGUCAUAUUUCAAAGACUUUUGGUAAAUUAAACAAAUAUAUAAUUUUUUAAUCAAUGAACAUAUUCAUGAACAAUUUGACAAUAUAUACAAAGUCACUAGUGCAAAAAACCCGAAAGGAGCAAAAAAAUAUUACAGUAAACCCGUUUUUGUUGACGCCCCUUAAACUGUCUAACUGAUGUUGA